Molecule: messenger RNA, 1770 nt
Organism: Cladophialophora immunda
Lineage: Eukaryota; Fungi; Ascomycota; Eurotiomycetes; Chaetothyriales; Herpotrichiellaceae
Exons: 2
Coding region: 1-1770 (589 amino acids)
Biological process (GO): transmembrane transport
Molecular function (GO): transmembrane transporter activity
Source: RefSeq, a predicted model, not a curated record
AUGAAGAAGCAAGCUGACGCUUCCACCGACGAUUCGCUCACUUCCUCGACAAUUGUUACCACUCAGCCUGCUAGCAGGGGUGAAAAUGCAGAGUCGUUUCAGAGAUCUUCUGCAAAGGGAGAUGAGGAGCAUCAAUACCUGGGACCACGGGCCUUGACACUUCUAGGUGGUUCCCUUCUGCUCGUCAUAUUACUCGUCACUCUCGAUGCCUCCAUUCUUGCGACUGCCAUUCCAAAGAUCACAGAUCACUUCCAUACCAUCGCCGACAUUGGCUGGUACCCUGCAGCAUACAUGAUAACAAACGCCUCUUUGCAGCCUCUCACCGGAAAAGUGUUCACAUACUUCUCGCUAAAGCGUGCCUUUCUUGUUUUUGUGGCCGUUUUCGAGUUGGGAUCCUUAAUCUGUGCCCUGGCCUCGUCUAGCACAAUGCUGGUCGUGGGGCGAGCAGUCGCUGGUAUGGGCGCAUCGGGUCUGAUGAAUGGGGUCCUCACCAUAAUCGCUGUUGCCGCGUCUCCUUCCAUCCGACCGACCAUUAUGGGCCUCCUCAUGUCUUUCGCUGGUGCUGGGCAACUCAUAGGGCCACUGAUCGGUGGUGCCCUGACCGAGCAUGCCUCGUGGCGUUGGUGCUUUUGGAUCAACCUUCCCAUCGGCGCAGUGACCAUAGUGGCGACAAUUUUCAUCCGUUUCCCGGCAUACAAGGCUCGCAAGGCAAACUGGACCUUCCGAGACGUAAUUCACGACUUUGACAUUACGGGAUUUAUUGUGUUUGCGCCAGCAUGCAUCAUGCUUCUCCUCGCUCUGGAGUGGGGUGGAACUACCUAUCCAUGGUCGUCCGCUACCAUCAUCGGACUACUCUGCGGGUCGGCAGGGGCAUUCAUAGGCUUCUUCAUUUGGGAAUACCGCCAGGGAGAGUCUGCCAUGAUUCCAAUAUCGCUAAUACGGAAACGAGUCAUCUACAGCAGUCUGAUCAACGCUGCAUUGCAGUUCGGGGGAAUACUACUCUACGUCUACUACCUCCCGCUAUGGUUCCAAGUGAUCAAAUCUGCCAGCCCAACCAUGAGCGCAGUCUACAUCCUCCCCACAUUUGGGUUGCAAAUAUUCAGUGCGAUACUUGCUGGCGCCAUAACGUCCCGGUUCGGCUAUCUUGCACCACUGGCUGCAGCUGGUUCCACUUUUGUUACUGUCUCAGCAGGGCUGACCAGCACGCUCACUACGCAUACUGACGCAGGGAAGUACAUUGGAUAUCAAAUCCUCAACGGCGUCGGACGAGGCAUGUCGAUGCAACAACCCGUCCAAGCGGUCCAAUCCAUUGUCUCACCCGCCAUGAUCCCCGUCGCCACCGCCACCGUGGCAUUCGCACAAACGUUCGGCGCCGCGCUGUUCCUCAGCCUUGGUCAAACCACUUUCCUCAACUUGCUCCGUCCGGCGCUACGCACUUAUGCACCCGAGGUGAAUGCACAGGACGUAAUCAACACCGGCGCGACGAACUACCUCGCCAAGCUCGCAGCUGGGGCGAACAACGCCGCCACGAGGAAUGGUGUGCUCCUGGCGUACAACGAAGCGAUUACGAGGACAUUCUACCUCGCUGUGGGUUGUGGAGCCGGUGCCUUCUUGACGAGCUUGGGACUGGGGAAGACAAAGGUUCCGACGAAGAAAGACAAGAAGAGCAAGGACGCUGAGAAGCGAAACGAGGACGAGGAGAAGGGCGAGGGUCCGAGCAACCAGGAGGAAACUGGGAAGAGGAGGGACGAAAUGGACGGCAUGCCAUGA